UUAGGUUAUGAGAGAACCACAAACAAAACGUUCAAGAGGUUUUGGGUUUGUCACUUACUCUUCUGUGUCGGAGGUGGAUGCUGCAAUGUCUGCACGGCCACACAAAGUUGAUGGUCGUGUUGUAGAACCAAAAAGAGCAGUGUCAAGAGAGGAUUCUACAAAACCUGGUGCCCAUUUAACAGUGAAAAAAAUAUUUGUUGGCGGUAUCAAAGAAGAUACUGAAGAAUAUCAUCUGAGAGAUUAUUUUGAGAAGUAUGGCAAGAUUGAAAAUAUUGAAGUUAUGACUGAUCGUGGAAGUGGAAAAAAACGAGGGUUUGCCUUUGUCACAUUUGAUGAUCAUGACUCUGUCGACAAAAUUGUCGUUCAAAAAUAUCACACCGUGAAUGGACACAACUGUGAAGUGAGAAAAGCGCUUUCACGACAGGAGAUGCAGGGGAUUGGAUCUGGCCAAAGAGGACGCGGUAGUUCUGGAGGUGGCAAUAGCCCUGGCCAUUAUAUGGGCCGUGGUGGUGGUAAUUUUGGAGGUGGAAAUGGGGGAGGCAAUUUCAACCGUGGAGGAAAUUUCAGUGGAAGAGGAAUGGGAAAUUUUGGAGGUGGCCGCGAUGAUUAUGGAGGGAGUGGUGGUGGUGGCUAUAAUGGGUUUGGUGAUGGUGGCAAUUUUGGAGGUGGCCAAGGUUACUGUGGUAGAGGAGGAGGAGGAGGAUAUGGCGGUGGUGGCCCAGGUUUUGGCAACCAAGGUGGUGGUGGAGGUGGAGGAGGAUAUGGUGGUGGUGGUGGCUACGACAACUACAAUGAAGGUGGAAACUUUGGAGGGCAUUUUGGUGGUGGCGGUGGCGGUGGGAACUACAAUGAUUUUGGAAACUAUCCUAACCAAUCGUCAAAUUACGGACCCAUGAAGAAUAGCAAUUAUGGUCGGAACUCUGGUCCUUAUGGCGGUGGUUAUGGAUCUGGUGGUGGUGGUGGAAGUGGAGGAGGUAGCGGUGGUUAUGGCAGAAGAUACUGACCACAUUUGCUGAAAGAUUGGAUAAGAAGUCGUCUUCCACUUUAACUGUGGCAAGUUGCAUACUACGUUAAUGCUCAAUUUCUGGAAUGGUAAGAUUGAGAAAGAUGUAUGCAUCAUAACUUUAAUUUUCUUCCCAUGAUUGUAACUUCAAGCUAUCAGUUUUGUUCUUCAAUUAUGCAGAGUAACAACACAGUGCCAAUGCAUAAUUUAUAACAAAAUUGAAAUUGUCCAUUGGCUACAUCUCAUUCCAGACAGAUGUAGUCCGAAGAGAACCAUGACAUGGUAAAUCCAGUUUUACUUCCUCUCAACAUGUGAAACAAUGGUAUUUGAAGUUCAUUGUCACACCAUACAUAAAUGGGGAGUGGGAGCAAAGGUUAGAUCUUUUGUUGGUAAAAUUCCCUGGAUAUUUAACUUGGUUAUUACUACAGUGAUUUUUUUUUUAAGUUUUUAAUAAAUUUUUACAUAACUGGCCUUUGUUUAUCCCACUGCAAAGUAUCCAAAGCUUUCACUGAAUGUAGCGUUAAACUUCAAUUCCAGAACUAUUUAAUGGAAUUUGUUCAUGUGUAUGAACUAAAAUGUUGCUAAAUUCAACCUGUUGUAGAUAUGGUCUCCGAAAAUAUUGAAUUUGAUAACUAAAAUUGAAAUGUUUUAUUGAACAAUUAAUUUGCUUUCUUGGAUUUUUGUCUCAACUAACUAUAUUUGCAUACUUUUUUCCUAGCUUCCAUGUUGAAAGAUUACAGCCAUACUUUCUGUCUUGGUAUAACAAUCAUAAACUAAUUACUUUUUCAUAUUACUGCAACAGAAUGACUAAACAUUGAAGCAACAGGGGACACUAAUUUUUUGCAAAUGGAAAUAAAUAUUUAAUAAAUUCAGCCUGAAUGUC
Molecule: messenger RNA, 1886 nt
Organism: Rhincodon typus (whale shark)
Lineage: Eukaryota; Metazoa; Chordata; Chondrichthyes; Orectolobiformes; Rhincodontidae
Product: heterogeneous nuclear ribonucleoprotein A3
Exons: 9
Coding region: 8-1003 (331 amino acids)
Molecular function (GO): RNA binding
Source: RefSeq, a predicted model, not a curated record